UUUUGCUGGCAGUGUUUACAAAUAAUAUAAUGUUCACCGAUCGAUCCUAAUUCGACCCUGUUGUUAAAUGAAAGUGUCGCAUAGUUCUGGGGAAAUUCUACUUCAAAAAAUGAAAACAGUUUGGUGUGCGAAUCAUUACUUUGAGUGACUCUGUUAGCGUUAAACGUUCGAAUAAUGGAAAAUUCAGACACUGUGUACAUUAAGUUUAACGACCCUCGAAAUAUGUACAGUGACCUGAGAACCUUUUCAUCAAUAAACGGUUUACGUGGCGUAGUAUACAACCAUGGCGGUAUACUGUUUAAGGAUGGCAAGCGACGAUCACAAAAGCUUUCAACAGUCGAUGCAAAGAAACGGACACCAAAGACACAUAAAAUCGAAAAACGAAAUGAACGGGAACGGUUUCGUGUGCAAGCGGUAAAUGAUGCUUUCUGUCGACUUCGACGUUUAAUACCAACAAUAGCUGCUCGACGAAAACGUGUUUCUAAAGUCAAGACACUAAAGAAAGCUGUACAGUAUAUAAUACAGUUGCAGGCGAUUUUGCAAUCGUCAUAUGCUUGAUGGUUGAAUGAA
Bradysia coprophila is the source of this 570-nucleotide messenger RNA. Its product is annotated as helix-loop-helix protein 1-like. Gene Ontology annotation, molecular function: protein dimerization activity; RNA polymerase II transcription regulatory region sequence-specific DNA binding; DNA-binding transcription factor activity, RNA polymerase II-specific. NCBI's taxonomy places the organism in Eukaryota, Metazoa, Arthropoda, Insecta, Diptera, Sciaridae. The record is from RefSeq and is a predicted model, not a curated record. Gene Ontology annotation, biological process: developmental process; regulation of transcription by RNA polymerase II.